GCUCGUGCCGCCGGUCAGCGCUGAGGAAGGUGAACGCGUUCAUUCGGAGGGAGGCGGGCAGGUGCCGCGCUGCCCCGCGGCCGCCCGUCGGCUUCCCCACCGCGAAAGGCGGCAGCGAGAGAACGGCUCCGGAUCCGCCCGGCGCGGCGGCGGCACCUCCGGAACGUCGCCGCGCUGUGAGGACAAAGCACUGCAUGCGGCGCUCGAUGGCGGCCCGGCUUCACCCCGCCGUGCGCUUCGGAGCCCCGCGCCGUCCUGCGCGAGGGUUUGGCGUCGGAGCCCCGAAGGCCCGGGGUGCGCGGCUCCGGAGGGGCAGAGCGGCACGGCGAUGGGCUGCUCGGGGAACAGCGCUGAUGAGAAAUACGUGCACGGCUGCUCCAGCCCCGCGAUGUCUGAGCUGAAAGCGUUGGUAUUGCUGCCGCACCGAAGCGCUGCUUGUUUGCUUAUUUGAAAGCUAAUUCUGCUUUCUAUUGCAAGUGUAAGAAGUGAGCAGUUCGGGUGGUGUUUGCUGUGUUGCUCCACGGUAGGAAAGGAAAACGUGCCGUACAAUUGGGGAUGGAUAACAGGAGCGACAUAGGAGGUGCAGAAGCAAAACCUGGGCUGGAACGUGUAUCGCUCACACGGCUCGAACACCGCGGCAGGGAUCUCACAGCCUGUGCUGAGCUGAGCUCCAGCCCAAAGGCCCCGCGGUGGCUGCGCUGUGCCUGCGUGCAGCGGCUCCCACAGCGCCGGGUGGGUCGGGGGCUGCAGCGCGGGCUGUGUGAGCAACACGGUGUUCCCUGAGCGGUGCAGCUCAUGGCGGCUGCGUUCUGGGCAGUGUCUCGCAUUCAGCUCUGUGUGCCCCGUGAUAACGCUGCUCCCCAGUGAUGUAUUCUCUGAUAAUUGAGCCUCACGGCAGCAUUUCUCAUGCCCCGUACCUUUCUCUCCCCUCUGCUUGUUCAGAUGCCACCGUUGUUCCUUUUGGGUCUGCUCAGAGUUGAGCAAAGGCAGCGGAUGGUGCUGGGGUUGUCCUCAUAAACGGCAGCGCGGCUCCGUGCAGUGGCUCCCAUUGGGCUGUGUCUGUGUGUCUGUGUGUCUGUGUGUCUGUGCGGGGCUCCCCUCAGCUGCUGGGGCUGCAGCGCACCUGGGGCUCCUCGUGUGUUCAUGGGAAGCACAACCACUGCAGUCACUGCAGGCCGGGGAGCACUCCCUCCCCUUCUGAGUACGUCGUCGUGCUGCCCUGGGGAUGCUCACCUAUGGGUUCCCUGUGUUGGGUGCUGCCCCUGGGCUGUGGGUCCGUACCACACGUUGCUGAGUGCUUCUCAGAACUUGACACUGUUCGUAUGUUAAUGACAGAGGUGGAAAACCAAAGUUUGAAAACGAACGUCUCACUUGCAGGUUUUUUUUCUGUUCGUUGAGGCAUGGCUGCAGCCUGUCCUGAUGCUUUUUGGUCCAUCACUUAUCCCAGGGAUCACCCAGGGGCCCUUUUCCCAUUUCCUAGUGCUGCAGCAGGGCGUAGAGCUGCCGUGGUUUGGGCUCCAUCAGCCACUGCAGUUUUUCUUAGGCAGUUCAUUUCUUGAAGCAGGCAGUGAGAGCUAUAAAACCUGCAGUUUCCCAUUGGUUGUCUGAAAUGGUUUGUGGGCUUCCCAUGUCAUCCUGUGCCAUGCUGGCAGACCCUGGUGCAGACCCAGAGCAGCAGCAGUGGCUCACUGAGGUCCCAGGGUUUGGUCCCAUUGCAGCCUUCUUCAUGGGGGUUGUAAUGAAACUUGUCUAUCGCAGUGAAUUGAUUUGAUUUUUUAAGUUACUUUGUUCUGAGUAACCAGAGAUGGAGGAGCAGCUCCUCUCUGGCAGCAAAGCCAGUCCUUACUUCGCCUAAAUCUGCUUCUCGUUGUCCUGGUAACAGCGAAUGCUCGGCUGAGUGAGCAGCUGCACUGAGUGCUGCAGAGUGGGAUUCAGGCCGGGGAUGGGGCUGAGGGCCCUGCAGCAGAGAAGCAGAUUUGGCUUCGCAUGGUUAUGGCUCCUUCUGCUGGGUCCUGGAGGUGUGACAGAGGAGUUUGGGUGCUGUGGGUGAUGCUUAGCACCUAAAAACUAACCUGAGGUAGAUAAUGAAAAAUAUACCUGAAAUGUGAUUCUCUCUAAAGGUGGAAAAAUCUCGGUAGAGCGUUUAAAUCUUCAUAGGUUGACCAUCCCAGCACCUUUUAUGCAAUUGUUUCAGAGCAGACGCAGAUGUGCUCUGGGUGCCGCGGGGGCCUCGAUGUGGGCGGGGGUCUCAGUGCAGCGCUGAGCAGCUCUCCUUGGCGCUGCCAUCGCGCGGCUCCGGGAGCAGCAGCGCAGGGAUCUGCUAUGAAGGAAGCUGGGGAGCAGCCCUUGUGCCUUCCCUGCUCCCGGUCUGCGUGGCUGGAAAGCAGUUUGUUCUCCUCGCGAAGGUCUGUGAAGCUCUUCCACUUGGCACCAGCUGAGCUGUGAUUACGUUCCUCUUCCUCGAGUGAAUGUCAGGAGCUCGUUAGAGGCUGUGGCAAAGUCAGUCACUUCUCAGCACAGGCAGAUUGUUGGGUUCAGAAUCGGAGACAAAUGUGCUGAUUUUGAUUGCUACUAAAAAAAACCCCAGCCUCGUUGUGCUGAUGAAAUUUCGUCUAGAUCUUUCCUUCUGCCCCUUCCAACCCAAACCAUUCUGCCAUUCCGUGAUGCUCUGUGCGCCUCAACUUCUUCCAGAAAGCAUUUCUGAGGCUGUGCUCAGUGUGCCAGCAGCCCCGGUGGGCAGUAAAAUUGCUCUGAGUCCUAUUGCAGCGCUGCCAGUUGUUUUUUUUUUAUUGCAGUUGAGCAAAGUUUUAAACAGUCAUUAAGACGUUUGCAUAAAAUGUAUUUUUAACUCACACAGCAGUGGCCUUUAGUGCACCCAUGGGGAGUGUGACAUUCGGAGCUAUCCAACAUCUGCGUGUACCUUCAUUUUAUAAGGCUUGAUGAUUGCAAAGUGAUUUCUCGGAGCUUAAUUUUACAGUCAGUGGUCUGUAUACACAGUGAGCAAAAAAGGUAAAUAUUCUGCUCUGUUAACUCUCAAGGGGAGGAUGUGUGCACAGGGCAGUCCCAGCUGUGGGCAAAGAGAGUCCCUGCAGGGGGCACAGUCUUUGUAUUUGGCUUUUGAAGUGUCAUCGUUGGGGCACAUUGCAGCCCUGCUCUGAUUUCCCCACCUGUGCUCAGUGUCCCCUCUCCCCAUCCCCGCUCCCUGGACGUUCAGGUCGCUGCCCGCCCUGCUCUGUUGCUCCCCGUCUCCUGGGGCGGCUGCUCCCGCUGAGCAGAGCUGGGCAGAGCAGGGAGAUCUGCAAGCUUUAGAAAACAUAACAAAGAAAGUCCCAGGGAAACACCUAAUCUGAAAAUAAUGCCUUGGGCGAAGGCUGCUGGUGCAGUAAACCAUUCCUGUCUGCUGGGCAGGAGUACAGCCUGUGUUCCUUCUCCUGUGUUUCCAGUCUCUUCCUUCUCUCCGAGUGCUGCUGUGUUCUCCCCAUUAUUCCUUUCCAUCUUCCCCUCCCCGCCGCCAUUCCCAGUGACCCCCCCAGCACUAAUUGCACAAUGCAGUGAGGUAGUUGUGUCGCUGGCAACUACCUAAAGAAAACAGACUGUGUUGCAUGGACACCUCCACGUCGGUAAACGCUGAGUGACGUCCGAGGCCUGGCGCUGCCUUUCCAGUCGUGGUAGAGUUUGCAGAAGCAUGGACAUCCGCAACAACCUGACCCGGCUGAGCUUGCUGGAGAACUGCACGGUGAUUGAGGGCCACUUGCAAAUCCUGCUGAUGUUUAAAACCAAGCCUGAAGAUUUCCGCGAGCUCAGCUUCCCCAAACUGACUAUGAUUACAGACUACUUGCUUCUGUUCCGUGUGUACGGCCUGGAAAGCUUAAAGGGCCUCUUCCCCAACCUCACGGUGAUCCGAGGAACCCAUCUGUUCUUUAACUACGCUCUGGUCAUCUUUGAGAUGGUUCACCUGAAGGAGAUCGGCCUCUACAACCUGAUGAACAUCACGCGCGGCGCCGUGCGCAUCGAGAAGAACAACGAGCUGUGCUACCUGUCCACCAUCGACUGGUCGAGGAUUUUGGACUCCGUCGAGGACAACUACAUCAUCGCCAACAAGGACGACAAGGAGGAGUGCGGAGAUGUGUGUCCAGGAACCGUGAAAGGGAAAAGCAACUGCCCGCCCACCGUCAUCAACGGCAUCUUCAUCGAGCGCUGCUGGACCCACGACCGCUGCCAGAGAGUUUGCCCACCUGCCUGCAAGUCCCAGGGCUGCACGUCGGACGGGCAGUGCUGUCACAGCGAGUGCCUCGGGGACUGCACGGAGCCCAACAACGCGGAGCGCUGCGUGGCGUGCCGCAACUUCUACCUGGACGGGAGGUGCGUGGAGACGUGCCCCGCCGGGCACUACCGCUUCGAGGGCUGGCGCUGCGUCACCUUCAGCUUCUGCCAGGAGCUGCACAACAAGUGCAAGAGCGCCCGCGAGUCGGGCUGCCACGUCAUCCACAACAACGAGUGCGUCCACGAGUGCCCGUCGGGGUACAUCAUGAACUCCAGCAACUUGCACUGCACUCCCUGUGCAGGGCCGUGUCCAAAGGUUUGUGACUAUGGGAAAGAGAAGACUAUCGAUUCGGUGACGUCGGCACAGGAGCUCCGUGGCUGCACAGUUGUUAAUGGAAGCUUGGUUAUAAAUAUCCGUGGAGGAAAUAACAUAGCAGCUGAGCUAGAAGCGAAUCUUGGCUUGAUAGAAGAAAUCUCAGGUUACCUAAAAAUCCGCCGGUCUUAUGCCUUGGUGUCUCUUUCUUUUUUUCGUAAACUACAUCUGAUUAGAGGAGAAACAUUAGAAGCUGGAAAUUAUUCAUUCUAUGCCUUGGACAACCAGAAUCUUCGCCAGCUCUGGGACUGGAGUAAACACAACCUCACGAUAGCACGAGGCAAACUCUUCUUCCAUUACAAUCCCAAACUGUGUUUGUCAGAAAUCCACAAGAUGGAGGAGAUCUCUGGGACUAAGGGGCGUCAGGAGAGGAAUGACAUAGCCCUGAAGACGAACGGUGACCAAGCUUCCUGUGAAAAUGAAUUGCUGAAGUUCUCUUCCAUCAGAACAUCUCAUGACAAGAUCCUGUUGAAGUGGGAGCCAUAUUGGCCUCCUGAUUUCCGUGACCUCCUGGGAUUUAUGCUCUUCUACAAAGAGGCUCCAUACCAAAACGUGACGGAGUUCGAUGGGCAGGAUGCCUGCGGCUCCAACAGCUGGACAGUGGUGGAUGUGGACCCACCGCCGCGGUCCAACGAGCCCAAAGCCCAGGCCCAGCCAGGCUGGCUGCUGCGGGGCCUGAAGCCAUGGACACAGUAUGCUGUGUUUGUUAAAACUCUGGUCACCUUCUCAGAUGAACGAAGGACAUACGGCGCGAAGAGUGAGAUCAUCUAUGUCCAGACCAACGCUACAGUUCCGUCAGUCCCGUUAGAUCCAAUUUCUGUUUCCAACUCUUCGUCCCAAAUCAUCCUGAAGUGGAAGCCGCCCUCAGAGCCCAAUGGCAACAUCACGCACUACCUGGUGUUCUGGCAGCAGCAGGCAGAAGACAGUGAGCUUUAUGAACUCGAUUACUGCUUAAAGGGAUUAAAACUGCCCUCAAGGACGUGGUCUCCUCCUUUUGAAUCUGAAGACCCUCAGAAGUAUAACCAAAGUGAAAGUGAGGAUGUCAGUGGAGAAUGCUGUUCCUGUCCUAAAACCGACUCACAGAUCCAGAAGGAGCUGGAGGAGUCUGCUUUCCGCAAGACCUUUGAGAACUACCUGCACAACGAGGUGUUCGUCCCCAGGCCAUCAAGGAAGAGAAGAGACCUGGGCUCCGUUGCAAAUGCCACCGUGGUGAUCCCCACCAUCCCGUCCUCUCCAAACUCUUCUGCAGCCGCAUCUGAGAGUGCAGAGGAACAGAAACCAUUUGAAAAAGUGAUGUUCAAGGAGUCCAUGGUGAUCUCUGGACUGCGGCACUUCACAGGGUAUCGCAUUGAGCUCCAUGCCUGCAACCACGAUGCUCAGGAGUCCCGGUGCAGCGUUGCAGCUUAUGUCAGUGCCAGGACCAUGCCAGAAGCUAAGGCAGAUGACAUCGUUGGUCCAGUCACCCAUGAACUGGUUGAAAAAAACACCGUGCAUUUGAAGUGGCAGGAACCCAAGGAGCCAAAUGGCCUUAUUGUGCUGUAUGAAGUGAAUUACGGCCGACUGGGGGAAGCAGAGGAAGCUCACUUCUGUGUGUCCCGAAAGCACUUUGCCAGCGAGCAGGGCUGCAAACUGCGUGGGCUGCAGCCUGGAAACUACAGCGUCCGGAUCCGAGCGACGUCGCUGGCUGGGAACGGCUCCUGGACUGAGCCCACCUACUUCUAUGUGGCUGAUUACUUGAACGCUCAGCCUAAUAUUGCUGUUAUCAUAGUUCCGAUUAUUUUUGCCAUAAUCAUUGCUGGAAUUAUUGGAGCUGCUUACGUGCUCGUGAAAAAGAGACAAACUGAAGGACCAACAGGGCCACUCUACGCGUCCUCCAACCCCGAAUACCUCAGUGCCAGUGAUGUGUACGUUCCUGAUGAGUGGGAGGUCCCACGGGAAAAGAUCACUCUGCUCCGUGAGCUGGGCCAGGGCUCGUUUGGGAUGGUGUACGAGGGGAUUGCCAAGGACAUCGUGAAGGGAGAGCUGGAGACCCGCGUGGCUGUGAAAACGGUGAACGAGUCGGCCAGCCUGCGGGAGCGCAUCGAGUUCCUCAACGAAGCCUCUGUGAUGAAAGGCUUCAGCUGCCAUCACGUGGUUCGCCUCCUCGGGGUGGUUUCCAAGGGCCAACCCACGCUGGUGGUCAUGGAGUUAAUGGCUCAUGGGGACUUGAAAAGCUACCUCCGCUCUCUGAGACCCGAUGCUGAGAAUAACCCUGGUCGUCCACCACCAACACUGAGAGAAAUGAUCCAGAUGGCUGCGGAGAUCGCCGAUGGCAUGGCCUACCUGAAUGCCAAAAAGUUUGUUCACAGAGAUCUGGCAGCUCGGAACUGCAUGGUUGCAGAGGACUUCACUGUAAAAAUUGGAGACUUUGGCAUGACCAGAGAUAUCUACGAGACGGAUUAUUACCGAAAGGGUGGCAAAGGACUUCUGCCUGUGCGCUGGAUGGCGCCCGAAUCGUUGAAGGACGGCGUGUUCACAACGUACUCAGAUGUGUGGUCAUUUGGUGUCGUCCUUUGGGAGAUAAGCAGCUUAGCAGAGCAGCCAUAUCAGGGACUCUCCAACGAACAGGUGCUGAAGUUUGUGAUGGAUGGAGGAUACCUGGAUCAGCCGGACAACUGCCCAGAGAGGCUGCACAACCUGAUGCAGAUGUGCUGGCAGUACAACCCCAAGAUGCGCCCCACCUUCAUUGAGGUCAUUGAGAUGCUGAAGGAGGAUUUGCACCCCAGCUUCCAAGAGGUUUCCUUCUUCUACAGCGAGGAGAACAAACCUCUGGAAACAGAGGAGUAUGAGAUGGACUUCGAGAACAUGGAGAGCAUCCCCCUCGAUCCCUCCUCGUACACACAGAGGGACAAAGCCCUGGGGAGGGACAAUGGGCCCUCCAUGGCCCUCAAGGGGAACUACGAGGAGCACAUACCUUACACUCACAUGAACGGUGGCAAGAAGAACGGGCGGAUCCUCUCCAUGCCCAGGUCGAGUCCUUCCUAACGCCUCCUGUUGGCCCAAGGGUUGUGUCUGCUUUUCUCCCCUCCACAGAUCUCAGGACUCUUUGUUAUUGCUGCCACAGUGUAUGACACACAUCUACAAACUCUUCAGAUUUUUAAUCAUCUUACGAUUAAUACUUUUUUUUUUCCUUUUUUGCCAAGUUGACUGGUUGUCAGUGGACUUAUCUGUGAACAUAAAUGGAAGAGGUUUCCAUGGCUGCUCUCCUUUCUGUAACCAUGGUUUCAAAACAGGAAGCGACCGUGUCAGUCCAACUGAAGGAGGAGCAUCUGCGUUUGCCAACAACAGCCGUGAAAUUCGCCGCUAUCUGAGCUGCGGUGUAACGGUGUGGAACAAACCUCAGCGGGACAGAAACGUCUCCAGGAGAAUUCCAGGCUUCAGGCAUCCUCGUCACUACAGCCGAAGGGUUCAACACAGCGGUCAGACGCGCCAGAUCCUCAAUUGACCAAGAGCUGCUGCUUUCGUACUUUUGCAAUGGGUUAAAGCCCAGGGGUGCGUGCGUGUGCGUGCGUGUGUGCAGUAUAUAUACGUGGGGUGUAUAUGUAUAGCAAAAUAUACACUUCUGGUUUUUGUACAUAAGUUUUGUAUGUUCUCACGGAAGCUUUCCUCUUCUCGGAAGCGUGUACUUCUCUUUUUCCCAUUUCCCUGGAGUGACCGAAUCCUACACAGAUUAUUUUUAUACUGAGGACUCUUGGGAGUAGGUUUUCUCUCAUUAAGCAAUGAGGAAAAUACGCUGAGAGCCAAAGGAGCAGAAAUCUGAGAUUUAUGGGUCCUUUCAAGACCAAACGAAGUAGGAGUCCCCAGACCUGAGAUACCGUUUUCUGUCCUUACAGCAUCGAGUAUAUAUAUUGUUUGUUGUAACAUAUUUAAAAUGUCUUCAGUUUAAAUUUUAACUUCAUAUAAAUUAUUGACUGUUUAUGGUCCUUUCGAGGAGGGGAGAGUUCGGGGGAUUGUUUGGUCUUAAAGUGGUCCAAAGAUUUCAGAAGGAACUAAUUUUAGCCGGUUACCCUUUUAGGAGCUAUGAAGUACAUGUUAGGUUUAUACUUGACAAGGCUUUGUAAAACACUUUCAAGAUUUAUACAGUGCAGUGCAUCGGCCCCGGGCGCAGCGCUGCGCAGCGGUGGCGGCUCUGGUUGGGCUGCGGGGCCCCGCCGAGUGCUGCUCCUGCUGCUGCUUCACCUCGCUGCCCUCGUGCCUCCCCUGGGCGCUGUGCCGGAGCUGCGGGGCUGCAGGAGCUCUGCCCACACAGGGGACGUGGAUGGGGAAGCGGGUCUCUGUGUGGAGCGGGGCCUGGAUGGGACUCAGCUCUCCCCCUGCCCACGUGUUUCCCCAGCCGUGCGUUGGUGGCCAAUGUCGACUUUCAUUGUAUGGACCGAGCUUCGUUCUGCUGCUGUUUGCAUGAAAGACAGAGCUGAUAAGCACAAGUGUCAGAAAACGAAGCGUGUCUCAAUCUGAUGAGGGAGCGUGCUGGCAGGGAGAUGCUAACAGCAGAAUGCAGAGGUUACCAACAGAGAGCCCAGAGCCCCCUGUGCCCCGGCAGGGACAUCGUGGGGUUGGGGCACUGCGAGCAUCCGUGUGUGGGCAGAGCCUCUGCUUUCCAAAGGCCUCGUUUACAUUAUUCUGCUUUCCCACGCAGUCACUGUCCAGCAGCUCUGUGCUACACUGCAGGAAAGAAGACAUAUUCUCACACUUUUCUAAGGAAGAGAAGUUUUUCUUACUAGAAUUUUUUUAUUUAUUUUAAUAUAUAGAACACUGUAAAAAAAAAAAAAAAAAAAAAAAAAAAAGAAUCAAUUUGUUAAAGAAAACACGCAGAAUCUGUAAAUUUGUAUCCGUAAAAUUGGGGCAGGUGGAUGUGGUGGGGUUGUUUUGUCCUGUUCUGGUGCAGUCUACCUCAGUGUUUCUUAAGGAUAUUUUUAAUACUGCGCACCUCAAAACCUGUUCCGAUGUUGUGGGCUGGACCUGUUGGGGGUCAGGGAAACCAGUAUCAGCUGAUCCCAAUUCUGGGGCCGGAAGGGAGAGGAUGGAGCAGCUCCAUCACUGCUGAUCGCUGUUCUUAGCUGUAGUGACCAAAGGAAACUGCUUCCAGCUCCGAAUGCACAGCAGCAAAUUUGGAUCUGAAACUCUGAUAUCAUCUUAGUUCUGUUGCGAUUGGAAAAAAACAAACACUGAAAGAGACCCAUUUAAAUGGACGCUGUGAACAGAGGGGCAGGCGGCGGUGAGCCCUCCCUGUUGUUCUGCCAUCUCAAAUCGCAGUGGUUGUAACUGCAGGAAUGGAGCACUGUUUGCACGGGGCCUGCGCUGGCUCUGCAGCUCAGCUGAUACCAGUGGGCUCUGCGGGCACACAGCGCUCCAGUCGCCCAGUGCAGGGCUGUGUUUGGGCCUUGCAGGCGUGCUGUGCACUCACGUCCUCUCCGCACUGAGAGCAGCAGAGGUCGGACCCAGUGCUCUGCAUGGCAGCCCCUCUGCUGCCCUUCCUGCAUUGCUCCUGGCCAGGAGCGGCGCGGGGCACCCAAGGGAGGAUGUCCUCAGCCGCAGCGCUCCGCCCUGACGGAAACAAACAGCCCAACAGUUGUCAUUCGUGGCUGUAAAAGAUGAUGCUCAGCUGCGGGAUUAGGAAGAGCAAAGGAACGUCGUCAUAGAGCCUGGCUCUGAGUUCGGGAAAACCCUCUGCAACCAGCUGCCACGUGAGGCCCUGCCUGCAGGGCAGCUCAGCAUGGUGCAGGGUGCUCCGGGCUGCCUGCAGUGCCGGUGUCACACAGAGCUGCAUGCAUUGCGGAGCAGCCGCAGCCCUAUGGGAGCAGCAAGAGGUGCCCCGAGCAGCUGCAGCAUUGCGGCUUUGAAAGCCAGCAGAGCAGGAAGCCACGGCACUGCUUUGCUCUGUGCUGUCAGCAGGUGUUGUGCAGGGCUGGAGGGGUCCCAGAAACAUCUGUGUGUUCCAUUCAGUGCCCGCCUCCCAAACGCCUCUUGCAAACCCAGCACUUCUCUUGCCGUACAGCGCAGCAUUGCAAAGCUUGUCUGCGAGGUUAAAAGCCCAUCGUGGCUGCUUGUAAAUACUGAUUGUGUUGUAAAAUAGAAGAGCUCAUUGUGUGAUAUUGCAAACUGUCUGCCAGCUCUGGGUUGGGAAACGUGGUAGGAAAUAGACCAAGCUGCAAGGAGGUGUUCUGUGCUGUGUGCGUAGGGAAGAGGCUGCUCGAUGCUUGCUUAAGGGUACUCGAAAUUUGUGGGUAGUAGAUCUCUUUCCUCCUAAAUUUGUAUUAUAGUAAUGGGGCACUUUGCUUAAUUUUACUUUUGUUGCGUUUAAUGUUGGUAUCUCUUUGGAAAAAGUUGCUUACUGUGUUACUGACUGAAGGGUGAUGAAGGAGAAUAGCAAACAGGAGCAGGAAGGGGCUGUGGCAGUUACCCCUGAGCCCCCAUGGUAGGGGUGGCAGAGGGCCAUGGCGUUCCCUUAGCAUCGCUGUGAUGCGGAUCCAAACCCUGAGCUCCUCCAGGGCUGUCACUGCCAGCAGUGAUACCCAGUAGUGAGCCUGGCACCUCACGUGGGGUCAGAGAGGAGGAUGGCAUUGUGCCACAGCACCCCGCUGCGCUCCGGGGGAAGGGGCUCUCGGAUGGGUUGGAAGUGACUUCGGAACUGUGUGAAAUUCAAAGCUGGAUUCGUUCAGCAUUUGUAUGAACUGAAUUAAUUGGGCCUUUUUAUCACCUUCUGCUUGCUCUGCGGUGGCUCCACUCGGACGUGCGGAGGAGUGGGACUUUUCAAUGCGAUUUGGGAGCUGCCGGUUUUACCAGAUCUGCUGUCGUUCAAUGUGCAUUUCUUUUUAAAAUUAAAUGCUUGUCCUUCUCAGAAGUAAGCACUUACUCUCGCAGGUUCAGCAAAAUAACUGCAGCACAAUGCAAGCGAUAGGGGGACGGGUCGAGAAAUGACGUUUAAAAUAUUGUAUAAUAAAGUUAGUAUUAACUCCUACAGCAUGGUCACGUUUUUUGCCUACGCACAGUGCUGCAGCACGGGGGGGUGGGGGGCUCAGCAAAGCCCUGCUGACCCCAGGCUCCCACUGUGCAGCACUGGGUGGGUUUGCAGCCCCAGCGCUGGCGUUCAUGGAGCUCUGUGUUACCCAACAUUCUGAGCCGGCCUCUUCCCAAAGCCCUCCCUCCAAAUCCGCGUUGCUUCGAACGCCCGUUGUUUCCAAACUCUUCUCCCAUCACCUGCAAAGCAGCCGCUGGCAACUCUUAGGCUGUUUGAAAAAGGUGAGCUGUGAUGGAAAGCGCCGCAUUUUGCUCUGGUUUGCAAAGCGCUGCUGUUUGUGGGCAGCAGAGUCCAACACAGCCUGAAGGGCUGCAUGGGUGCACACAGCCAAAGGCAAACACUGCUCUGCCUGCAGCCGCCCUGAGUGCUGUGGCAGUGCUUCACUGUGCUGCUCCCACCUUCCUCGCCGCAUAUCUGAGCUCACAGCAUGCAGAUUGUAUUGCAGACCGCAUUGCAGACCCCUCUUGGAUGAAAUAAAGGAUCAAAUGUGCCGUGGUUAAAAAAGAGAAACGGAAAAAACCCUCCAACCCUCCCCUUUAUGUUAUCAUUGUUUUCAUAUGUAAGAGCCGAGCAGUGACGUGUACAGAAAAUAACGUUGAGUAUUAAGAGAACCCCCUUGCUGUGUGACAGAAUGUUGAGCAAUUGACGGUUUAUAUUAAAAUUCUGAAUAAAUUAUCCAAGAAUAACUUCCAUUUGGUUUCU
Messenger RNA from Phasianus colchicus (ring-necked pheasant), 12395 nucleotides. RefSeq names its product insulin receptor (gene INSR). The record is from RefSeq and is a predicted model, not a curated record. Gene Ontology annotation, cellular component: axon; plasma membrane; insulin receptor complex. Lineage: Eukaryota; Metazoa; Chordata; Aves; Galliformes; Phasianidae. Gene Ontology annotation, molecular function: insulin receptor substrate binding; phosphatidylinositol 3-kinase binding; insulin receptor activity. Gene Ontology annotation, biological process: multicellular organism development; positive regulation of MAPK cascade; glucose homeostasis.